AUGGCGCAGGUGGAAAACUUUAUCGAUGAACUGACGGUACUGAAACGAAACAGGGAUCGUCCGACUGAUCAGUGGAUAACCAUCGAAAGGUCUAGUCCGUUGUACAAACUGACUCCGUUGCUCGAUGAGAGUGGCUUGAUCCGCAUGGAGGGACGAGUUGAGCGAGUAGACUUUCUUCCGUUUGAUUUACGUUUUCCAGCGAUUCUGCCGAACAAUCAUAGAAUUACGUGGUUGAUUGUUCAACAUUAUCACGAGAGGAGUGGACAUGGAUACCGCCAGGCGGUGAAAAACGAGCUGAGGCAGUUGUAUUACAUUCCACACGUGGAUGCGGUGGUUCGAAAGGUAUCGUCUUCAUGCGUUUGGUGCAAGGUGCAUCGUAGUCGGCCUCAAGUUCCGCGUAUGGCUCCGCUGCCGGUACAGAGACUCACGCCAAACCUUCGUCCGUUCAGCUUCGUUGGAGUCGAUUAUUUGGAACCGUUUGAUGUUAUUGUUGGGCGCCGAACAGAGAAACGGUGGAUCGCGCUGUUUACCUGUCUGGUAACACGCGCGGUGCAUUUGGAAGUGGCACACGGGUUGAGUACUCAGUCGUGCCUAAUGGCAGUAUAUCGGUUCGUGGGUCGUCGUGGUUGGCCGUGCGAAUUCUUUUCCGAUAACGGAACCAAUCUGCGAGGAGCUAGCAAAGAAGUGCUAGAAGUUGUUCGGGGAAUAGGAGACGACUGCGCCGAUCAAAUUACAAACGCUCGGACAAAGUGGACGUUUAAUCCGCCAGCAACACCCCAUAUGGGAGGCGUAUGGGAGCGUCUUGUACGUUCAGUGAAGGAGAUGCUGACGGCUCUUGACGACGGUAGGCGUGUAACGGAUGAGAUUCUGCAAACAACUAUUGUCGAGGCGGAGGACAUAAUAAAUUCGCGUCCGCUCACCUACGUUUCACAGCAGACAGAGGAAGCUGAAGCACUCACCCCGAACCAUUUUUUGAGGGGUACCUCACCGAACCAGCCUUGCGCAGGUUCACCAGUUGUACACACAGCAAAAGCACUUCGGAACGCGUUUCAGCGUUCACAGCAGUUAGCCAACGUGAUGUGGGAGAGAUGGAUAAAGGAGUAUGUUCCCUCGCUAAAUCAGAGGACAAAAUGGUUCGGCGAGACUAGACCGUUGAAAUCUGGAGAUUUGGUGUACGUCGUGGACAACAACCGACGUGGGUAA
Molecule: messenger RNA, 1203 nt
Organism: Wyeomyia smithii (pitcher-plant mosquito)
Lineage: Eukaryota; Metazoa; Arthropoda; Insecta; Diptera; Culicidae
Exons: 1
Coding region: 1-1203 (400 amino acids)
Biological process (GO): DNA integration
Molecular function (GO): nucleic acid binding
Source: RefSeq, a predicted model, not a curated record